AUGGAUGAUGACGUCGAUAUCGUUAAACAAUUGGAAAGUAAAAUAACGGAGGCAUUUGACCUGUUUGAUCACGAAAGAAACAAAACAAUUGAUGUCCGUGAAGUCGGGACGGUGAUAAGACACUUAGGCUGCUGUCCAUCAGAAAAAGAACUCCAGGAAAUUAUCCCACAGCUUGAAAACGUUCCCCCUAAUGGUUAUAUAAACUUUGAAACCUUUAUGCCCGCUAUGACCCAAAUAUUGCUGGAAAAUAGUUUUGCGCCAGCAACAGAAGAAGAGAUUGUGAACGCAUUCAAAGCAUUAGAUACUGAAAAGACUGGCUUUAUUCCAGUCGACGUAUUGGAACAACACAUGACAAAAGAAGGUGAACCGUUUACAAAAGAGGAAAUGGAAGAGAUGCUUGCGGCUGCUGUAGAUGCCCAAAAGAGAGCAGCUACUUUCAUUCGCCGGAGAGCAGAUAUCUCGUCAAUGAAACCCGACAAACGUGGAAUAAGGGACCGGAUUCCGCGUGGCACGCAUAGGCUGGCUGUCAAAUUUUACUGGUAA
Dibothriocephalus latus is the source of this 543-nucleotide messenger RNA. The record is from the annotation of a GenBank genome assembly. NCBI's taxonomy places the organism in Eukaryota, Metazoa, Platyhelminthes, Cestoda, Diphyllobothriidea, Diphyllobothriidae.